Corvus hawaiiensis (hawaiian crow) is the source of this 1219-nucleotide messenger RNA. It is a transcript of the gene HDGF, whose product is annotated as heparin binding growth factor. The coding region runs from base 248 to 925 and encodes 225 amino acids. NCBI's taxonomy places the organism in Eukaryota, Metazoa, Chordata, Aves, Passeriformes, Corvidae. Gene Ontology annotation, molecular function: transcription coregulator activity; double-stranded DNA binding. The record is from RefSeq and is a predicted model, not a curated record. Gene Ontology annotation, biological process: regulation of transcription by RNA polymerase II. Gene Ontology annotation, cellular component: nucleus. The transcript has 6 exons.
GGCGCCGCCGCCGCCCCCCGCCCGGGCUCCGCGCCGGGGGGCAGAGCAGCCGCUGCCUCCGCGCCUCCCCCCUCGGAUUAGGGAGGUGGGUUUUUUUUGUUUUGUUUUGUUGGGUUUGUUUUUUUUUUUUUUUUUGGCUAAUCCCUGCCUCGCCGGGUUUUGCCUCCCAAACUUCAUCCCUACCCCCCUCUUCCCCCCCCCGACCCCCCGCCCGCUCCCCCGGUCCCGGGAGGAGCCGCCAGCCAAGAUGUCCCGGUCCAACCGGCAGAAGGAAUACAAAUGCGGGGACCUGGUCUUCGCCAAGAUGAAGGGUUACCCGCACUGGCCUGCCCGGAUUGAUGAGAUGCCAGAAGCUGCAGUCAAAUCCUCCUCUAAUAAGUACCAAGUCUUCUUCUUCGGGACCCACGAAACGGCAUUCCUGGGGCCCAAAGACCUCUUCCCCUAUGAGGAGUGCAAGGAGAAGUUUGGAAAACCCAACAAGCGGAAAGGGUUCAGCGAAGGUUUGUGGGAGAUCGAGAACAACCCCACAGUCAAAGCCUCCGGUUACCAGCCCACCCAGAAGAAGAACUGCCCCGAGGCGGCUGAGCGGGAGCCGGAGGGAGAUGGGGAGAAGAAGGGCAAUGCGGAGGGCAGCAGCGACGAGGAGGGGAAGCUGGUGAUCGAUGAGCAGUCCAAGGAGAAGAACGAGAAAGCCGGGAUCAAGAGGAAAGCGGAAGAUGCUUUGGAGGACUCCCCCAAACGCCCCAAGGAUGCGGAGGGGCAGGAAGGGGACAAGAAGGUGGACAACGAAGAGGCCCCCAAGGAGGAGCCCAAAGGCAACCCGGGUGAAGGGGAGAAGAACAGUGACACCGCCAACGCGCCAGACACCAACGAAGCCAAGCAGGAGGGCAAGGAGGAGGUCAGAGACCACAAGGAGAGCCUGUAGUGGCUUCCCCGGCGAGCUGAUCCUUCCCUGCCGGGUCCUGGGUGCCGCCCCAUGUCACCCACGCCGGCUCGUCGCGUCCGGAGCUCUGGACGAGAGAAACCACCCCAAAAUGAAAAUUCAAAAGGAAAAAGAAAGUAAAAAAAAAAACCUACAAAAAAAGAGAGGAAUGCAGAGCAGCCCGGUACUGACCCCGAGUGCUCCGUGCCUGCCCUGCCGUGGGCGCACGCUUUGUAUUAGUGAUUCCUCGGGGCUGAGCAGUUGAUUUGAAAUAAAAGCGAAUCUUGCCUUUUUAAA